Molecule: messenger RNA, 733 nt
Organism: Boleophthalmus pectinirostris (great blue-spotted mudskipper)
Lineage: Eukaryota; Metazoa; Chordata; Actinopteri; Gobiiformes; Gobiidae
Gene: adat2
Product: adenosine deaminase tRNA specific 2
Exons: 6
Coding region: 120-668 (182 amino acids)
Biological process (GO): tRNA wobble adenosine to inosine editing
Cellular component (GO): cytoplasm; nucleus
Molecular function (GO): zinc ion binding; tRNA-specific adenosine-34 deaminase activity
Source: RefSeq, a predicted model, not a curated record
AGUUAGUCCGAUCUUUAUUUUGCUCCCCCUACACUUCUAGAGCAUGGUCGCGAACAUGAAAUAGUUUUGUUUGAGGGAUUGAUAAAACUAACUAUCUAGUCAAUAAUCUGAGGACUGCGAUGGGAACGGAAGGAGUUUGUGGAGAGAGUUUUUACCCCCGCGAUGAAGAGAUACAAAAGUGGAUGGACAAGGCGUUUGAUAUGGCUAAAGAUGCUCUGGCAAAUGGAGAGGUUCCUGUUGGAUGUCUUUUGGUUUAUAACAAUGAAGUCAUAGGGAAAGGAAGAAAUGAAGUUAAUGAGACAAAAAAUGCCACUCGUCAUGCAGAGAUGGUGGCCCUAGAUGAACUCAGAGACUGGUGUGGACUCAAAGGUUUAGACAUGAAAACAGUUUGUGACAAAACGGUGUUGUACGUCACAGUGGAGCCAUGUAUCAUGUGUGCUGCUGCGCUAAGACUCUUCAAUCUGCCUGUGGUGGUGUAUGGCUGUAGGAAUGACAGAUUUGGAGGAUGUGGUUCAGUUUUGGAUAUUUCUUCUGCAAAUUUACCACAAACUGGGACCAUGUUUAAGUGUGUUGCAGGCCACAGAGCAGAGGAAGCUGUGGAGAUGUUGAAGACUUUUUACAAACAAGAAAAUCCAAAUGCUCCAAAUCCCAAGACCAGAAAACAGUAGAACAUUUUUAUUUUUAUUUGUAUUUUUGUAUUCACUGUAACUAAUUAAAUAUGUAUCUUUAAUAC